Molecule: messenger RNA, 243 nt
Organism: Rotaria sp. Silwood2
Lineage: Eukaryota; Metazoa; Rotifera; Eurotatoria; Philodinida; Philodinidae
Source: the annotation of a GenBank genome assembly
AUGGUGCUGAAAAAAGCAAUCCAAGGUGAAAGAAUCAAUGGCAAAGCAUAUGCUGCUGAUGUUGCUUUUGAUGUUGCAGGUAAAACAGUAGCUGUUAAUAUUGUUAAACAAGGUGCUAAAGAAGUUGCAAAAGCUGGAGCACAAAAAUUAGCUGUACUAGCUGCUACUGGUGUUGUGACUGAAGUCACUGCAAAACCAAUCGAUGAAGUUAAAUCAGCCUUUCUCCUUGCAAAUUUUCUUUAG